CUUUUCUUUCAAUGUCCUUAGUUGUUUCUACUUUGUUUCUAGUAUGACCAAACAAAAUACGAUUGAAUAUGAAUUUGCAAAAUUCCAAUUAAGUGAAGUUUGCACGAAUAAAUAGGACUAGAGUAGUCUUUUCUCUUUGAGAUUCUAUGAUCCUCUCCAUCGUCUUGUAAGAACGAUGGAUAGUAACAAGGAUGAGGCAUUGAAGUGCAUUGGAAUUGCUAAGGAAGCGAUUGCAUCUGGUAAUAAAGAUCGUGCUCUUAAAUUCAUUAGGAUUGCGCAACGCCUUAAUCAUACUUUAUCUGUUGAUGAUUUGAUUGCUGCUUGUGAAAAUAUGGAUUCUUCCGCAUCUGGUUCUUCCCAGAAUGGAAACCAUGGUAAUCGGAACGGAUUUUGUGCUUCAUCGGCUACUAAACCUGCUCCUGAGGUUUCCAAUGGGGAACGAAAUUAUACUGAAGAACAUGUCAAAUUGAUUAAGCAGAUUAACAAAAACAGGGAUUAUUAUGCAGUACUUGGUGUAGAGAAGACAUGUUCAGUGGAAGAGAUUAGAAAGGCGUAUAGGAAAUUGUCUUUGAAGGUUCACCCUGAUAAGAAUAAAGCCCCAGGUGCUGAGGAUGCGUUUAAGAAGGUUUGCAAGGCUUUUAAGUGCUUGAGCGAGGAAGAUUCAAGGAGACAGUAUGAUCAAACUGGGUUAGUAGAUGAGUUUGAGUACAAUCAACAGCAUAAUGUUCGAAGGCGGAGGCGAGGGACUCAUAAUGAGUUUUUUGAUGAAGGGUUUGAUCCUGAUGAGAUAUUUAGGGCUUUUUUUGGUCAAUCGGACAUGUUUCGUACAAGUCAUGUUUAUAGGACUAGGGGAACGGGAACUCAGCAAAGGACGGAUGGUAAUGGUGGAGGACCUAAUUUCAUGGUGUUUUUACAAUUGGUGCCAUUUUUGUUGAUCUUGCUGCUUGCUUAUCUGCCAUUUUCAGAGCCCGAAUACUCUUUGCAAAGAAACUAUUCUUAUCAGUUUCCUCGUGUGACUGAGGAGUAUGGGGUUGAGUUUUAUGUGAAGUCUCCAGAUUUUGAUCGUAGCUACCCUAUAGGAAGCGCUGCGAGAGAAAAUCUGGAGGAAAAUGUUAUUCAGGAUUACAAAAACUUGCUUGGACGCUACUGCCAUGUUGAACUCCAACGCCGUCAAUGGAGUCGUAAUUUGCCAACUCCAUAUUGUGAUAAACUCCAGAGUUUCGGAGUGGCAUGAGGCAAACUGUGGACCAGCACGGCAAUAGUAGUAUAGACGGAAUUUGCAUUAUCUGAGGGCAGGAAUCAGAAUUUUGGGGUGUAUACUACAUCGACAUUGGGCGUAAUUCACAGAGGUGGAACAGAUGAUUGUUUGAUUGAUUCACUUUCACUGCCCUGUUCCCUGCAUUCAUAGCUGAUGGUGCUUCCUUGGUGAUAAGGAAUAUUUUUUGGCUCCAAAGUCGAGCAAGGAAAUGCUUUAAAUUUGUUUUUAUUAUAUUUUUCUUUUCGGUUUGGGUCUUGUCUCGCUUUUAACCCAAAAUGGGAUGUCACACUUAUAUGGCUAUAUGUUAUCUUGUAACUUGUAUGCUUUUGGGUAUUAGACUUGCAGCAGGUUAAUAGUAUAAUUUUACACAUGACCUGUAGACGUGACUAAUAUUAUAGGUUGAUGAAGCAAUAAAUUAAUCCGGUAUAUCUUGCAAGUUUGGAAUGACAGUUGCUUGUCUACGUUGAAGAGAUCCUCGAAAGCUCGACUCGUUUGAAGUUAUAUGAGGUGCACACUAUUCUUGUAGCGUUUUCUUAGCUGAAUGCUUAAUACUGAUGCCUAAUCUAGUGUAUUUGUUUAUUUCUGACUUAAGAGUACUUCUUGUGUUUAUUAUGAAUUGCAACUAGACGCGUUCAAAACAUAUAUGAUAAUUUGAUAUUCACUUGACUUUUUAACUAAAUUAAUUGGACUCGACUUAAAAAUUGAUUUACAAUUAUGGACAAAUCAAUAUGGACAUAAAAUCCGAUUUGAACCGACUCAAAUUUGAUUUGAACUUGAAUGAAUACGUUGUAGUGUUAUUAAUUCUAAUCUAACCUAAUUUGAUCUAAUAAAAAA
This is a messenger RNA of Amaranthus tricolor (Joseph's coat), 2092 nucleotides long. Its product is annotated as chaperone protein dnaJ 49-like. Lineage: Eukaryota; Viridiplantae; Streptophyta; Magnoliopsida; Caryophyllales; Amaranthaceae. The coding region runs from base 176 to 1234 and encodes 352 amino acids. Gene Ontology annotation, biological process: cellular response to misfolded protein. The record is from RefSeq and is a predicted model, not a curated record. Gene Ontology annotation, cellular component: endoplasmic reticulum membrane. Gene Ontology annotation, molecular function: Hsp70 protein binding. The transcript is spliced from 3 exons.